AUGGAAGGCAAGACAGACGGGCCUGCUUCAUCCUGCCGUGGAGACUUCAGCCAUCGGUCAGGAGCCACCCCCAGCAUCAUCUGUGUCUUGCUCUCCACAUCAUCCCCACUGACACAGAACAACUUCACUGAUGUCUACAAGCUCUUCAACUCCUCAAAUAAGGACUGUGCAUCUGGAAUAUCUGUUCCAUUCUUGUACACCUUCAACAUGCGUCGCCUGGAUGCGUCAGUGAUGUUGCACGUGGAUCACGUGUUUGCAGUCCUGGAUGUCGAUUACUCCCUGACUGGGAAGGAGUUUGUCUCUGCCAGUUUUAAUAAAUCUAUUGGCAUCUUCCCUGUAGACAAGAGCCCACAGCAGAUAUAUCAUACAAAACGCACGCAGCAUGUCAUCUGUGUGAAGUGGUUGACUGACAACAAGUACAUUCUUUGUGGCUUGGAUGAAAUGAACAUUUGCUUACGGAAGGCAAAUGGUUUUGAAAAACAGGGAACACUGGCCCCUCGCCAGAAAGCUGCCCUGAACUACAGCUAGAAGCUGAAGGAGUAGUUCCAGCAUCACCCCCAGAUCAGACGCAUUGCUCGCCACUGCUACCUUCCUAAAGCCAUCUUCAGCCAGUCUAAAGAGCUCCGUGUCAUAAAAGAGGCUCGCCACAAAAAGGAAAUGAGUUGUCGUAAGCACAGCAAGCCAGGAUCUGUUCCAUUUGCGUCAGAGAACAGGAAACACAUUGUGGCUGUUGUGAAAUAA
This is a messenger RNA of Polyodon spathula (Mississippi paddlefish), 741 nucleotides long. It is a transcript of the gene dcaf13, whose product is annotated as ddb1 and cul4 associated factor 13. Gene Ontology annotation, molecular function: protein binding. Gene Ontology annotation, cellular component: small-subunit processome; nucleolus. Gene Ontology annotation, biological process: maturation of SSU-rRNA from tricistronic rRNA transcript (SSU-rRNA, 5.8S rRNA, LSU-rRNA). The transcript is spliced from 9 exons. Lineage: Eukaryota; Metazoa; Chordata; Actinopteri; Acipenseriformes; Polyodontidae. The record is from RefSeq and is a predicted model, not a curated record.